This is a messenger RNA of Postia placenta MAD-698-R-SB12, 1332 nucleotides long. RefSeq lists its product as hypothetical. The record is from RefSeq and is a predicted model, not a curated record. The transcript is spliced from 5 exons. Gene Ontology annotation, cellular component: cytosol. Bases 1 to 1332 code for a protein of 443 amino acids. Gene Ontology annotation, molecular function: ATP binding; glutathione synthase activity; glutathione binding. Gene Ontology annotation, biological process: glutathione biosynthetic process. NCBI's taxonomy places the organism in Eukaryota, Fungi, Basidiomycota, Agaricomycetes, Polyporales, Adustoporiaceae.
AUGGGCGAGGUGGAUGGUGUGGGUAAAGUGGAUGAGUUCACAGGUCAGCUUUGGAGACGUUGGCGUAGGCUUCGAGAUGAGGGGGUCGUACAGCCUCUGCAACUAGGUCUCUUUCGCUCUGAUUAUCUGCUGCAUGCGCCAGGCAAUGGGGAACCGAUCUCGCUCAGGCAGGUGGAAUUCAACACAAUAUCGUCGUCGUUUGGGGCGUUAUCGGAGCGGGCUGCCGAUCUCCAUGAGUAUCUGUACAAAUCAACUCAGUACUAUGGCGCCUCGUCGCAUCUCAGGGCCGAGAACUUCCCACCAAAUCGAACAACUGCAGGACUCGCAGAAGGGCUCGCAGAAGGGCACAAGGCGUACGGGAUCUUGAACAAUUUCGCCCUUGCUGAAGUGAUCAUGGCUAGCGCAUGUAUCCUAUUUGUGGUCCAGGACAACGAGCGCAACGUCUUCGACCAGCGUUGGCUGGAAUACGAACUCCUAGACAAACACGGGAUCCACGUCGUGCGCCAGACCUUCAGCCAAUUGACGAGCUCUGCAGAAGUCGAUCCAACCACGCGCGCCCUGCAAGUCACGCUUGCGCCGGGACUUCUUCCUUAUGGCUCCCAACGAGUGGAGAUUUCUGUAGUCUAUUUCCGUGCGGGCUACACCCCGGUCGAUUACCCCACGCCGGCGCACUAUGAUACGCGCUAUCUCCUCGAAAGCUCACGCGCAAUUCAGUGUCCGUCCAUACAACUGCAGCUCGCUGGCGGCAAGAAGGUUCAGCAGGUCCUGACGAAUCCGGGAGUUCUCGAGGGCUUCCUGUGCGAUGAGGCCCGCUGGGGAACGGCUGUGUUUUCCCGCGAAGAUAUUGAUGCGCUCCGCUCGAGCUGGAUGGGCAUGUGGGGGCUCGACGAGGAUGUUGAUACGCCACGCGAUGCGCCGCAGCUGCCCGAAUCGUCCGGUGUGCGGAAGGCCCGCGCACUCGCAUCUUCACUCGUGCUAAAGCCGCAGCGCGAGGGCGGCGGCAACAACAUCUAUAAGGAUGCGAUACCCGCGUUCCUUGACACUUUGCCGCCCGUUGAGCGUGAAGCAUGGAUCGCCAUGGAGCUCAUCGCUGCACCGGAGGGCUUGGGCAACUUCCUCGUCCGUGCCGGCGGAGGCACGGACAGUGCGGUGAAGACGGACGUGGUGAGUGAAUUAGGUAUCUUCGGCUGGGCGCUGUUUGGUGGGAAGGACGGCGCUGUGCGGGAGAAAGAAGUUGGGUGGCUGGUCAGGACGAAGGGAAAGGACAGUAAUGAAGGUGGUGUCGCUACUGGGUUCUCAGUGCUGGACUCGCUCCUGUUGGUUGACGAUUAA